Pelagomonas calceolata is the source of this 4641-nucleotide messenger RNA. NCBI's taxonomy places the organism in Eukaryota, Pelagophyceae, Pelagomonadales, Pelagomonadaceae. The record is from the annotation of a GenBank genome assembly.
GCCCAUCUUUCUAACCCCGGCUACGACGACCGACCGGGGCCGGUCGAGCAGUCCGACUUCGCAUCCAUCCCCAUUCCUAACGUGCAUAUCUCGCGUUACGCGUAGCAUCCCUAGUGUCUUUACAGACCGCUAGCUUCGCGAUUGAGGCAACUCUCUGAGCUGUUCUCCCUCACGAGUGCACUUCAGACGCGCUGCAGCCUCGGUGCGAAUCCUCAGAGUGCCACGAUGCAUAACUGAUCACAGCAAAGAGACGACGCUGAGUAAAGAUGCGCACCAUCAUCAUAUGCGCACUGCUGCGCCUGACGAGCCAGCUCGCACCGCAGUCCCUCUGGCGCACGACCCAACAGAUCAACGCGCACACAACAAAACACUACGGCCCCAUCCUCGUCGCGUGCACCGCGCGCGAGUUCCUCCGCGGCUGCAGCGGCAUCGAGGCAUUCUCCAUCGAAGACAACAGAUGCGACUGCAUUCUCGAGGGCCUGAACGCGUCCCUGGUCGAUCACGGCGACGGCACGGCGCUGCUGCGCGCGGCGCUCGACGGCUCCGCGACGCUCGCCUUGCGCACCGGUCAAAACACGCGGCCGCCGCGUGCGCGGUUUGUCGACGGCGGGGCGGUAUUUGAAGGAAAAGGCGACGACGUGUGCGAGCUGGCGAUCGCGCUCGGCGGUGACGCGUUCGACGGCGCGACCGGCACUAUCAAAGGGUGCACUCUCGUGAGACGCGGCGCCGACGCCGUGCUCACGGGCGACGCCGCGCACGUCGUGGCGCCGUUACCGUCGUACGCAACGCUGCCGACGGCCGGCGCCGCCUGGGCCGCGAGCGUGAUCGACGAGCUCGUGCGGCAGGGCGUGGACCGCUUCGUCAUCGCGCCGGGCGCGCGGUCGGCGCCGCUGGCCCUCGCGUGCGCGCGGGACCCCCAUGUGCGCCGCAACUUGAGGGUAGUACACGACGAGCGCGCAGCGGCCUUCUACGCGCUGGGCCACGCGCGCGCGCGAAGUGGAAGCUGCGCCUGCGUCGUGACGACGUCGGGCACGGCCGUCGCCAACUUGUUGCCGGCCGCCUGCGAGGCCGACCGCGACUCUAUUCCGAUCGUCUUCGCGACGGCCGACCGGCCCGCGGAGAUGCGCGGCGUCGGUGCGGACCAGGUCCUCGAGAGGCAGCAGGACCUCCUGCGAUCGACGGUGCGCCGGGCAGCGGACCUGCCGCCGGCCGACGACCGCGUCGCGGCGCUGGGCGACCUCGGUGAGGUGUCGUCAAUAGCUGCGGCGGCGCUGCGCGAGGAGGACCCGGUGCGUACUCGGAGCGGAAAACGAACUUCAGUGGUCGCGUCGAUGGCGUCGCGGCGCGCGCGCGAGAGAGAGAGAGAGCGCAAAAUAGGCGCAAGCACACGACACCAAAACAACACAGGGCCCAACGCACAUGAACCUGGCCUUCCGCGAGAACCUCGCGCCGCGCCGCGGCUCUAGAAGAGGCGUCGGCGGCGCGCGCAACGACCCCGGCUUAUCAGUGAACGCGGACUGGGACAACUCCGCCUUACAGGGCGCGCGCUACGCGACCUGGGCGUCACAUGAUGACCCCUGGACGUCUACUACUUCUGUCAACACCAUAGACGCGUCUCAAAUCAUGGACGCCCUGCGACCAUCAAAAAGGGGCGUCGUCGUCGUCGGGCGCCUCGCGCCGAAGGAUGUGGAGGACGUCUCAAAUUUCUUGGAGGAGCUGCACUGGCCUGUUAUACAUGCUGACGUCCGCUCUGGUAUCAGAGAUGUCGACGUCGUCGUGCGACGCCCGAACGCCGUUUUAGAAGCUUUACGGGAGUUGAAACCGGACUGCGUCUUGCAGCUGGGUGCCGCGCCGGCCUUUGCGCCGGCGACGCGCGCGUGGCUGGACGCCGCGUUUUGCGCCCCAAAUGUGCGGAAGGUCGUGGUCGCGCCGGGCCGUUCAAGAAUCGACGACGACUUCGCCACGUCUGUUAGGGUCGAGGCGCCUCCCUAUAUGAUUGCGCGGGCGUUGUAUGGUCAGAUAUUUCCUCCGUCGAAAUUACUCAAGCCGCUACUCAGAGCUGGCAUGGCCGCCGACGAAGCUUUAGAUAUAGACGGCUUCUCGGAACCAUUUAUAGCGCGCGCCGUGACCGAGGCGGCGUCACGUCAUCAAGCGGGCCUCUUCGUGUCGAACAGCAUGCCGAUCCGGGACUGCGAUAGGUUUGGCGUACCUAUAAGAGCGGAGGCGAAUCGAGGAUUAGCGGGCAUCGACGGGGUCGUGGCGACGGCCCUGGGCUACGCGGAGAACCACGACGCCGACACGACAUACUUGCUGAUUGGCGACCAGGCCAUGCUCCACGACGCCGGCUCGUUACGAGCCGUCGCGGACGCCCAUCAAAGAAGGCUGCGCAUUGUGGUUGUGGACAACGGCGGAGGCGGCAUCUUCAGCUUCCUUCCUUUAGCGUCGAACCCGGAGGGUAUCGCGGCGGACGAAAUCGUCUCUGAGGAGGUCUUCGAGACUUUAUUUGGAGCGACGCAUGCUGUGGAUUUCGUGCGGCUGGUCGAGGCGCACGGGUUGACUGCUUCCAGAGCUUCGUCUGCGAGUGAAUUUGAACGAUUGCUCGACGAUGCUUCCCUGGAUGUCGUCGUCGCGACCCCGGAGGUUCAACGAAAGGACAACGUCGCGAUUCAUAGAGCGCUCGAGGCGCCGGCGGUCGAGGCGGCGAGACGGUCCAUGUCCCACAACCUAGCCUACGAGCGCUUUCAUGGUAAUGGACCGCCCGUCGUCCUGCUGCACGGCCUCUUCGGGAGUAGGGAAGAUCUGCGAGGACUCCAAGCGGAGCUCGCGGGCCGCGACGUUGUCAUGGUGGACCUCGCGGGCCACGGCGCGUCGGCGACCGAAGCCGGUUAUAGUUAUGACGACCAGGUCGACGGGCUGCUGGCGUUGGUCGAAAAGUUGUACGACGGACCCGUGGACAUGGUGGGCUACUCGUUGGGCGCGCGGCUGGCCCUCGGCUGCAAGUUGCGGAGACCAUCAUCAAUAGGGAGAGUCGUGGCCGUGUCGGCGAGAUUGGUCGGCCUCGAGGGCGACGCGCGGGACGCGCGGCGACGAGCUGAUAAAGCGCUGGCGGCGCGCGUCCGCGCGCUGAAAUGCGAUGCAGACUGGGCCUCGUUCUUCGACGACGUCUGGUACGCCGAGGGCGCCAAGGGCGGCCUCUGGGGAGAGCUUAGAAAUUCAGGGGCGUACGACGCGGUGCGACGACGGCGCCUCGCGCGGCUCCCCGAGAACGCGGCGGCGUCGCUCGAGCGCGCGGGGCUGGGGGACCAGCCGGACCUACGAGACGUAGCAUCGCACGACGACGUGCUCCUGGUCCACGGCGCCCACGACGAGCGGUGCGCCGGCGACGCGGCCGCCUUGGACGCGACCGUGCUCCCGGGCGGCCACGCGUUGCUGGACGAGGCGCCUGAUGAAAUAGCGGCCGCCGUGCACGGCUUUUUGAGUUAUCAUCAUGCUGAUGAGGAAGACGUCGUGAUCACGGCGGCUGUCGUCGAGGACUUUUCGGUCGCGACGCGGAAGCCGCGCGAAAACGCCUGGGCCGGCACUUCGUCGGAAACGGACGCCGGCGCCGUCGAGGGUGCCUGGAUCGCGCUGGCGAGCGCCUCUCAGUAUUCAAUCGGCGAGGCGGCGCCGUGCCGCGGCGUCCACUCCGAGUCCGCUGCCGACGCGCGCGCGGCGCUGCGGCGCUGCGCGGCGAAGCUCGAGCACGCGACGAUCCCACCGGCCGUGAAACAGCUCGACGGGAGCCUGAACCGGUUUCUCCAUGAUGUGUGCGGCGCCGACGCCGAGCUGCCGUCGGUGCGCUUCGCGCUCGAGACCGCCGUCAUCGGACUCGUGACGCGCUCGCCGUCCGCGUUGUACGCGUCGGCGCUGGGCCGCGGCGCGCGCGGAUCGGUAGAUAUCGCGGCCCUCGUCGACGGCGAGGACGACGCGCCCGCGUUUUUACCAAAUAGGGUCGUCAAGCUCAAGGCGGGCGUCCUCGCGCCGGAGCGGGACGCCGCGCGCGUCCGCGACGCCGUCAAGAAGCACUACAAGGUUCGCGUCGAUGCCAAUAGAAGGUGGUCCCGCGAGCAGUACGAGACGUUCCUCGCGCACUUGGGAGACGCGCCGCUCGACUUUGUGGAAGAGCCGCCCUUUUCUUCGAGUAAUAUACCGGCGGCGCUGGACGAGACGCUGGCCGAGGCGGACUGGUCGCCGGCCUUCGACGAUGCUGAGGUAUUGGUGGCGAAGCCGGCGUUGAUCGGUCUGGAACGGACGCUCGCGCUGGCGCGGCGCCACGGGCGCGUCGUCGCGUCGUCGUGCUUUGAGGCCGGCGCGGGGCUGGCGCACGUCGCCGCGCUAGGCGCCGCCCUGUCCGACGACGCGCAGGGCCUCGGGACCUACGCGUGGCUCGCCGAGGACCCGUUCGCUUUUGAAGAGUUGCUCGACGACGACGGCGCUGCUUUUGAUGUUGGGGCGGGCGAGGAGGCGUUGCGGGCGUUUGCGCAUAGGGUGUUUGAGCGACGGCACCAUGAUCACUAACGAAGUGUUGUUACUACAGUACUGGGAGGGGGAGUUCAUCAGAUCCAGCAGCGGUUGCCCAGCGACACCGCCGCGACGCUUGAG